AUGGGCUCGAGCAAAGAAGACAUCCGCGAAAAGCCUACUGCAGGGGAUGAGCUUGCUGCAGUCCUGCCAGCUGGCGAUCGUCCCUGGUAUCGACAAGGCCAUCUCCUGCGCCUCAACCUCAUUAUUCUCUCUCUGGUUAUGUUCUCCUCUGCCAACGGAUUUGACGGAUCCCUCAUGAACGGUCUUGAGGCUCUGGAUCAGUGGAAGAGCUUCAUGAACAAUCCCACCGGUGCCAAGCUGGGGUGGCUGAAUGCCAUCUACUGGCUGGGCUGUGGUGUCGGAUACCCGACGGCCUCGUGGAUUGCCAACAAGUACGGACGCAAGCCCGGCGUGUACGUGGGGUAUGUCUUUCUCGCUCUCGGCACUGCGUUGCAGACGGCCGCCCCCAACCCCGUGGCUUUCAUGCUGGCUCGGCUGUUCCUGGGCUUCGCCUCGGCGAUGUUUGGCAACUCGGUCCCCUUGCUGAUCAAUGAGAUCGCCUACCCGACGCACCGUGGCAUCCUCAACUCGUUGUUCAUGUCCGGAUGGUACGUCGGUGGCACGGUCGCCGCAUGGGUCGUCUUCGCCUCGCGCACCUACCCCUCCUCGUGGUCCUGGCGGCUGCCCUCGGUCCUGCAGGCCCUGGUGCCCGUGGUCGGCCUGCCGGGGUUCCUCUGGGCGCCCGAGAGCCCACGCUGGCUGUUGUCCGUGGGUCGCGACGAGGAGGCCCGCAAGAUCCUGGCCCAGUACCAUGCGGCAGGGGACGACUCCUCCCCGCUCGUGAAGUACGAGUUCGAAACCAUCCGAGCCACCAUCCGCGCGGAACAGGAAGCCCACAGCAGCGGCAGCUACGCGGAGAUGGUGCAAACGCCGGGGAACCGGUGGCGGCUGAUGAUCUCCGUCAGCUUGGGGUUCUUCGCGCAGUGGUCCGGCAACGGCGUGGUCUCGUACUAUCUGUCGUUGAUUCUGACCUCGGUGGGCGUGACCCGCGUGCGCGACCAGACGCUGAUCUCGGCGUGUCUGCAGAUGUGGGACCUGGGCUGCGCCGCGCUGGGCGCGUACCUGAUCGACCGACUGGGUCGCCGACCGCUGUUCCUGGCCUCGGCGGGCAUCAUGCUGGUCAGCUAUGUGCUGGUGACUGCGCUGUCGGGCUCGUUCAAGUCGACCGGGGACUCCGCGACGGGCGCCGCCGUCAUUCCGUUUUUGUUUGUGUUCUUCGCGGGCUACUGCAUUGCCUUAACCCCCUUUCUGACCGCCUACCCCUGCGAGAUCUGGCCGUACCGCCUCCGCUCCCGCGGCCUGACGGUGACGUGGUGCGCCACCAUCGUGGCCAUGUUCUUCAAUACCUUCGUCAACCCCAUUGCGCUGGAUGCGAUCGAGUGGCGCUACUAUAUUGUGUUCAUCGCGGUGCUGGUGGUGUUCGGCGUCACGGCGUAUUUCUGGUACCCGGAGACCAAGGGGUAUUCGCUGGAGGAGAUCGCGGUGAUUUUCGACGGGCCGGGGGCGGGGAAGGGCGAAGAGGUUGUGCAUGCGGAGGAUGUUUAG
Aspergillus fijiensis CBS 313.89 is the source of this 1524-nucleotide messenger RNA. Its product is annotated as general substrate transporter. The transcript has 3 exons. Gene Ontology annotation, biological process: transmembrane transport; carbohydrate transport. The record is from RefSeq and is a predicted model, not a curated record. Gene Ontology annotation, molecular function: carbohydrate:proton symporter activity. The coding region runs from base 1 to 1524 and encodes 507 amino acids. Gene Ontology annotation, cellular component: membrane. NCBI's taxonomy places the organism in Eukaryota, Fungi, Ascomycota, Eurotiomycetes, Eurotiales, Aspergillaceae.